Medioppia subpectinata is the source of this 2157-nucleotide messenger RNA. The record is from the annotation of a GenBank genome assembly. NCBI's taxonomy places the organism in Eukaryota, Metazoa, Arthropoda, Arachnida, Sarcoptiformes, Oppiidae.
AGAGAAAACAUUGAAUUAAAAAAACACAAAAUAUUUAGGCAUUCAUUGAAUGACAAUUCAUUUGAAGGCAUCGUUUGGCGGACAACACAAUCACAAGAAGCGGAAGAAUGUCUUUGAGUGAGUUCUGGCACCACUUGACGGGUCCCCGACUCUAUCGGAUCUUCAGGUUUAGAGACGCGCCGGGCCGAAGAUAUGCGGCCAACUCUGUGGAGGUCUAUUCGGAUAAAGUGGUGAAACUGGUGACAGUGUUGAGUUCGUUGGCCCUCUACUCGAGCCCUAUAGUGAUCACAUACCUGUUCCGCAAGGGAUGGAUCACGAGUGCCAACAAUUACAUUGUGUUUAACCACUCGUUUCUACGGAUCGCCACAACACUGACGUUCGUAUACGUGGGCGCACUCCUGGCCAGAGACAUCGUUUGGCGGACAACACAACCACAAGAAGCGGAAGCAAUGUCUUUGAGUGAGUUCUGGCACCACUUGACGGGUCCGCGACUCUAUCGGAUCUUCAGGUUCAGAGACGCGCCGGGCCGAAGAUAUGCGGCCAACUCUGUGGAGGUCUACUCGGAUAAAGUGGUAAAAUUGGUGACAGUGUUGAGUUCGUUGGCCCUCUACUCGAGCCCUAUAGUCAUCACAUACCUGUUCCGCAAGGGAUGGAUCACGAGUGCCAACAAUUACAUUGUGUUUAACCACUCGUUUCUACGGAUCGCCACAACACUGACGUUCGUAUACGUGGGCGCACUCCUGGCCAGAGGUAUCGGUCGCUCGACAAACACUGAUUACCGGAGUUUUGCUCGAAUACUGAAGAGCUCUAAACAGAAGAGCGAUUUGUCUCGACUCACACUUUCGCGGUUUGAGUUCGACUUCAAUCACUGGCCAAUCGAUUUCCGAUGGUAUGAGUCGAAGCUGUCGGACACGAAGAAAGCGCCGCAAUUGGUGUCAGCGCGAGGCUCGUCGCGGCGGUCAACGCUGUUGUCGAUUCCGUGCGAUCUCUUGAGUUACGUUGUGGUGCACACCAUCGGUCGCCGUAUGCUAUACCCGGGUUCUGUGGGUUUGCUUCAGUUGGCGCUGAGCGGCGCUCUGGAAGACGGCCGCACCAAACUCGUCGAGGAGAACAGUGGCGAGCGAUACAAACUGUUGGCCAGAGAUGGCAAUCAUAUCGACACUAUGUUUGUCGACCGCCGGGUCAGGGGUUCGCCAAAGAGCAAGACUCUGGUCAUAUGCAGCGAAGGCAACGCCGGCUUUUACGAGAUCGGCACAAUGUCCACACCAUUAGACGCCGGCUAUUCGGUGCUCGGCUGGAAUCACCCGGGCUUUGGCGGCAGCACUGGUCUCCCGUUCCCGCAGAACGAUAUCAACGCCAUAGAUGUGGUCAUUCACUUUGCCGUCGAGCGGUUGGGCUUUCCGUUGGAUUCAAUCAUUUUCUUCGGCUGGUCUAUCGGCGGGUUUCCCACCUCUUGGGCCGCACAGCAGUAUCAAGACAUCAAAGGUGUCGUUUUGGACGCCUCUUUCGACGACGUGCUGCCAUUGGCUGAGGCGAAGAUGCCUAACGCCAUAAAUCCAAUCGUACAGAACGUAAUCCGUGGUUAUUUCAAUUUGAAUGUGUCGGCAAAUCUGAACCAAUACGCGGGUCCCGUGGCCUUCAUUCGGCGUCUUCAGGACGAGAUAAUUAAUACUAACCAUUUGGAGCCGUUUCGCACCAAUCGGGGCAAUGAUAUGCUUUUAAAACUACUUAACAAUCGUUUCCCGAAACUGAUGGCCGACGAGAAGGCAAAGAAGGCGCUCGAAGAUUGGCUAAUGAGUGAUCCAAACGGUCAAUCCGCAAUUGUGAACACUUAUGAAGUGCGGGACGACUACUGUAUGACUGAAUUGUUGUCAUACAUCGACAGAACCGGCGCUCAAUACCCGCUCCUCAUUGGAGAUGACAUGUCGUCCGAACUGAAGAUUAAAUUAAUUAUAUUUUUAGCCAAGAAACACAUGAAGAAUUACGACUCCACUCAUUGCACACCACUUCCGCCCCUACUGUUUGAGGAACCGUUUGAUUUGUUUGCUAUUUAUAGAUCCAAAUAUAACAGUAAAUUAUAGAUUUUAUAUAAUUUUAAUGCAAUUUUAACGACAAAUACUUUUUCUAAAUAAUUAAUAGAGUGAUGUGAAAAUGACA